This is a messenger RNA of Auanema sp. JU1783, 882 nucleotides long. NCBI's taxonomy places the organism in Eukaryota, Metazoa, Nematoda, Chromadorea, Rhabditida, Rhabditidae. The record is from the annotation of a GenBank genome assembly.
AUGCUCCCUGAAGGGAUGCAGUUGGAUCAAGAGAUUCUUUUAGAAGCCGGUGCGCAACUGCACCGACUGAAGAUGUUUCCGUAUUUUGACAUUGCUCAUUAUAUUCUGAUGAUAAUAGAAGUGAGAGAUGACUUAGGUGCGAAUGCAGGUAUUUUCUCUCGUAAACAUCCUUUGUCAUGCUGGCUCUCAUCGAUGUUGAUGUGCUUUGCCGAUUCAUUCCUUGCCAACUUCCUCCUGGGUGAACCAGUUAUUGCUCCAUUCAAACGACAUGAUGAUAUAUUCUUGGCGUCCAUCGUUUGGUACCUGGUGUUCUAUGCGCCAUUCGAUGGAAUAUACAAACUGGCCAAAGUAGUUCCUAUCAAGUGUGUCUUGGCGGUCCUGAAAGAAGUCAAGAGAGCGUAUAAGGUUUCUCAUGGAGUUUCCCAUGCUGCUAAGCUUUAUCCCAACUCGUAUAUGGUCCAAAUCCUGGUAGGAACAGCCAAAGGAGCAGGAUCAGGAAUCGUUAAAACAAUUGAACAGCUUGUUCGUGGCGUUUGGUUACCACAUCACAAUGAAGUUCUGAGACCCUCCCUUGCCACUAAAGCCUGUCUUGUUGGAUCGAUUAUUCUCGCCCUUGAGAAGAAUAGUGUGUAUGUUUCCAUCCCACACGACAUCGUUUACUUGGCAAUUGUUGGCUUCUUUGUAUAUUUCAAGCUCUCAGCUAUUCUCUUUGAUGUGACGGAUCCUUUUGCUCCUCUAGAAAAUCUCUUCUGUGCAGUAUUCAUGGGUGGAAUUUGGGAUGCUUUAUCGAGAGCUCUAGCAGCUGCUCGUGAACGCAGAGUAGCUGGUCAUCAUUCGUCAGAAAAUGGUUCAAUUUCGAAUGGAGAAAAGAAAGAUCAGUAA